ACAACUGUCCGAAUAAAAACGAAAAUAUGCAGGCCUUAAAGGAGAAGUUACAGGACAUGAAUGCCUCCCAUAACGCCAAGGCCCAUGCAAGGGAGGAGGAGAAGGUGGAGAAAGAUCUAGCAAAAGCAAGGGCGGAGGUGGCACAUGAGGUGAGGAAGGCGAAGGAGGCCGAAGCGGAGAUGGAGCUGCAUAUGGCAAAAGCCGCCAAGAGGGCGCAGAAGGAGAUAGAAAAGCAUACUUCUGAUCAGAAUCAGCCACCCAAUGCCUCUGUUGCCACCGCUACUGCUGCUGCCGCUGCCGCCGCAGCAGCUAAUCCCCGCAACCUUACUAAUAACUUGCUAUGAACUCAAAUAUUUUAUUUUUUAUUUAUUUGAAGUUAUUAUUUGUUCACAUUUUGAAAGGGGUGUGAAAUGGUUGAAAUAAAAAAUGGUGUACCUC
This is a messenger RNA of Rubroshorea leprosula, 438 nucleotides long. NCBI's taxonomy places the organism in Eukaryota, Viridiplantae, Streptophyta, Magnoliopsida, Malvales, Dipterocarpaceae. The record is from the annotation of a GenBank genome assembly.